Messenger RNA from Helobdella robusta, 1467 nucleotides. RefSeq lists its product as hypothetical. NCBI's taxonomy places the organism in Eukaryota, Metazoa, Annelida, Clitellata, Rhynchobdellida, Glossiphoniidae. The transcript has 8 exons. Gene Ontology annotation, biological process: regulation of synaptic transmission, cholinergic; sleep; positive regulation of voltage-gated potassium channel activity. The record is from RefSeq and is a predicted model, not a curated record. The coding region runs from base 1 to 1467 and encodes 488 amino acids.
AUGACUUCAAAAGACGUUUUCUCGUCCUCUUUUUCAUCCGUCAUUUCAGCCAGCUUUCUGGUAGUAGCACUCCUCCUCCAGAUUCUUGCGCCACAGCCGUGCGACGCUUUGGUUUGCUACCAGUGUGGCGACGACGCCUUCUGCAACGACCCCUUCAACGCAAACGAUGGCAGAGUUCCUAGGUGCAAUGAUAGUUACUGCUUGAAAAUCAAAUCUGUUAACCGAACUGCCAGAAUGUGUAUACAAAGUAUUGGCUACCUCGGAUGUCUGACCACAACUAUAGAAAGCAAUUAUUCGGUAACAGCUUGCUUAUGCAAUACCGAUCGGUGUAACGGUUCUGUCGGUAGGAAGUUUCUAUCUCUCUCGAUUCUUGUUCUCGUUGGAAAUGUUUUCAGCUUUCACGUUUACAACUACACGCUCCUCGCUCCCUUCCCUGUUUGUGUCGGCGAUCCUGGUCGUCCUCUUUUCGAAGCAAUCGGAGCAGUCAGCUGCAACGAUCAGCUGCUACAAGUGCAAUGGCACCGAAGCUUACUGCAACGAGCCCUUUCAGCCCUCAGACGUCAGAAUCAAAAUUUGCAAGGGCAAAGUUUGUGCAACCACUACAACAAUAGUCGAAGCAAGGUGACUGAUUUUAAGGAUGAACAUUUUUGGUCAAACUUGCAGGCGAAACGUUGUAUUACAGAUCAUGUCUGUGGAAACCUCCUCUAUUCAGCAGCUGCCAAACAAUGGAUGUCGAUGGAAGCUCUGUUACUACUUGCGUCUGCAGAACAGGAGUUGUCAUUGAAGCUGGGCACUUUAAUUUACGAGGUGAAAAUUUAUGCUUAUAUUUUGAUCAAAUUCGAUGAUAGAAACUUUCCGGCAUUCCUCUUAGUAACCACCACCCUUCUUAACCUCAUCAACAAACCACAACCAGUUCAAUCUACCACCUGCUACAAUUGUUUUUCCAUCAACUUUGGAUUCUGCCAAGAUCCCUUCAACGUCAGUCAUCCAAGAGUCCGGACUUGUGAUGGUGCUUGCUGCAUCAAAGCUACCGGAACAUCGUUCGGUAUGGCGGUAGUGGCGAGGUAUUGCUUACCAAUGGCUAAUUUUAUCGGCUGUCGUACCUCUGACGUAUUCGGUGGACCGACUACCGUUUGCACUUGCGAUACCGACCUUUGUAACGGUUCUGUCGGUACGAUGUCUGCAUCUCUGCUAAUCGAAAUUAUCAAAGCCAAAAUGAAUUCCCAAAAAUCCAUCUUAUCCACCGUAUCAUCAAUACCAUCGGCCAAAAUGGUCUCCAUAUAUCUUCUGGCAGUUUUCAUGUUGGCAUUUCUGGCGCCUACAACAGAAUCGAUAAAUUGCUAUCAGUGUGGUGAGAAUGAUAAGCACUGUGUUGACCCAUUUGACGGCAAACAAUCGAAAGUAACAAACUGCACCGAUGGUGUCUGCAUUAAAGAAUUUAUUAUGAUGCUGGUUAGUACGUUUUAG